AGGAAACGAAGAGAAGCGAUGAAUUUUGUUCCAAUCUCAAUACUGCUAAUCAUUGUUGUGUGUUUGAAAGUGGUCUCCGCAAAUACGGAAUGUGUUUGGGCAACUGGCAGAGUGCUAUGUCACAAGAAUCAAACGCUUGUAUUGGGAACACUGGUUGAGCUGUUCGAUCAGGAUGGGCCUGGAGAUAUGGGCUUUACGACGGUGGACAACGAAGAGGGUUAUUUCAAUGUUGAGGGUUGUGCUGAUGAUUUUGACUGGCUGCCCGGAAUCAAAAAUCGACCAGAGGUGUACAUUCGUCUUCAUCAUUACUGUAAUUCGCCGAAAGGUGAAUUUCUAAAGGUGUUGCCACUGUUUCGUGUAUUUGUACCGCACACUUAUGAUCACCAUAUACGUUUCCCGAUCAAAUUGGAUUGA
Molecule: messenger RNA, 414 nt
Organism: Anisakis simplex (herring worm)
Lineage: Eukaryota; Metazoa; Nematoda; Chromadorea; Rhabditida; Anisakidae
Source: the annotation of a GenBank genome assembly